AAAAAAUAAUAAUAAUAAAUAAAUAAGGAAAAAGAGAACCAUUAUAAAUAUCGAUGAAAAGAUAGUGAUUCUCAAACCCUUCACUUCAAAAAAUACAUUCAGCUCAAGAAAAAGACAGCAAAUAAAUUUAGCCAUGGGAAAAGAACUAGUGAGAAAACCUCAUGCAGUUUGCAUCCCAUAUCCAUGUCAAAGCCACAUUAGCGCAAUGCUAAAGCUAGCCAAACUCCUCCACCACAAGGGCUUCCACAUCACUUACGUCCACACUGAGUACAACUACAACCGCUUGCUCAAAACCCGGGGUUCCGAUUCCGUGAAAGGCUCGCCGGAUUUCAACUUCGAGACCAUCCCCGACGGCCUCCCGCCAGCCGAGAACGACGACGUGACUCAGGACGUUUUCCAGCUGUGCAUGUCCACGGCCAAGAACUGCCACGCGCCGUUUCUUGAACUCCUUAACAAGCUGAACAAGAAAGCCGAGGCGGCCGGUGACGGUUCUUCGCCUCCGGUGACUUGUAUUAUAUCCGACGCAUUCAUGUCUUUCACUCUUCAAGCUGCUGAAGAGCUAGGGAUACCUAAUGUACAGAGUUGGACUCUCAGUGCAUUUGCGACCAUGUGUUUUAUUCACGUUCCUCAUUUCAAAGAACGAGGUUAUGUACCGCUUAAAGAUGCGAGUUACUUCACAAAUGGCUAUAUGGAUCAAAGUGUUGAUUGGAUUCCCGGAAUCAAAAGCAUCAAAUUGAAACACGUCCCAACUGUAACUUGGACAACUGAUCCCAACGAUCCAUUUCUGGCAUAUUUACUAGACCUAAUGCCUAGAACUUGUAAGGGUUCAGCCACCAUCAUAAACACAUUUGAUGCCCUAGAACAUGAUGUGUUGAAACAGUUUCCUACUUUAGUGGAUCAAGUAUACUCCAUUGGGCCGGUCCACACGCACGCAAAAGUAGUCCAAUAUGGUGAUAAAGAUAAUAAGGUUGAAUCCAUCAAAUCCAAUUUAUGGAAAGAAGAUGACGGUUGCAUUGAGUGGCUCAACUCCAAGGAGAAAGGUUCAGUUGCUUAUGUGAAUUUCGGGAGUAUUACAAUCAUGACUAAAGAUCAACUAGUUGAGUUUGCAUGGGGACUUGCUAAUAGCAUGCAAAACUUUUUAUGGAUCAUUAGGCCGGAUCUUGUACCGGAAGGGGCGGUUCUUCCUCCCGAGUUCAUUAAGGCUACAAAAGGUAGAGGGAUGCUGGCGAAUUGGUGCAAUCAAGAGCUUGUAUUGAAUCAUCCAUCCGUAAGCGUGUUUUUAACACACUGCGGAUGGAAUUCGGUAAUCGAGAGCCUGGCGGGUGGAGUGCCAAUGAUUUGCUGGCCAUUUUUCGCGGAUCAACAAACGAAUUCUCUGUGUGUUUGUGACUAUUGGGGUGUUGGUGUUGAGAUUGAUAGUAAUGUGGAUAGAGUUGCACUUGAGAAAGUUGUGAGGGAGAUGAUGGAGGGAGAUAAAGGUAAGGAGUUGAAGAAAAAAGCAUUGGAAUGGAAAGAUAAAGCUGAUGAGGCAGUCAGACCCGGUGUUGGAUCUUCAUACACCAAUUUGAAUAACUUGAUUCAAGAUGUGCUUCUUAAGCCUAAGCAUAAAUCUUAUGUUUAAGGAAUUGUUUGCAAAGCCAAGCAAAGGGGAGAGAAGACUUGUGAUUCACGUGGUGAAUUUAGUGACUACCAAUUUCAAUUAUGUUUGAUGUAGAAAUAAUAAAUUUGUUACUUGUAAUAUUGUGCAAGAUUUGCUUUCAUGAUUUGAAGAAUUGCAAUGCCUUAUGUAGGCUGGAAUGCGAUUUGAUCAAUUCAAAGGUCGAAUCAGCAAUCUCGUUGGAAAAUAUCAGUAAUUUUGUUGCGUGAAUUAAAAAAAUGUUCACUAAUCUCUAACAUUUCGGAACUAUAAGAAAGAACAUUGUAGAUUUGUUGAAGAGAAAUUACUGAG
Molecule: messenger RNA, 1948 nt
Organism: Oldenlandia corymbosa var. corymbosa
Lineage: Eukaryota; Viridiplantae; Streptophyta; Magnoliopsida; Gentianales; Rubiaceae
Source: the annotation of a GenBank genome assembly